UAAUAUUUAAGCCUAAUAUAAACAUAACACAGAGUUGAAGAUGAGGUGUGUUGGAAACAGUGUAGAAUUCUGAAAAAAUUUGCUCACCAAGGAUGGAUGAUUCUAAAAUGAAGUGAAAUGAGGAAGCGUCAUCCAAUUCCAAGAUUGGAUAAGUAUUGAAGAAAAUCCAAAUACCGUAGGAGACUGACGUGGCGGUUACUUGGUUAGCAACCUAGCCCAGUUGGAGGAGAAAUGCCCCCAAACUAAAACAAAUCUUAAAUAAACACCUAUUUUUAUCAUCUUCUCAUUCAUAUUAAUCUUCAAGACAACAACACCUCAUCCAUCGGUUAGUUGAUUUCUUCAUCAUCUCAUCUCUUUGUUUCAAUUCAAUCCUUACAGCCUUUUCUAUAUCUGCUGAGGUCUAAAAAUAGGGUAUCAGUUGACUUUACAUCCUGAUGGUUCUGCAGUGAUAUAUCAGCCUAUAUGACUAAAAGCAGCUUCAAGAUUGAGCAUGAUUUUGAGAAAAGGCGUGCUGAGGCUGCCAGAAUCAGGGGAAAAUACCCUGAUAGAAUUCCAGUGAUUGUGGAGAAGGCAGAAAGAAGUGAUAUUCCUAACAUUGACAAGAAGAAAUACUUGGUCCCUGCCGACCUCACAGUUGGUCAGUUCAUCUAUGUAAUCCGGAAGAGAAUUAAACUGAUCGCUGAAAAGGCUAUCUUCAUAUUUGUGGACGGUGUCCUCCCACCGACCGGAGCAAUUAUGUCAACUAUCUAUGAUGAAAAAAAGGAUGAAGACGGAUUUCUGUACGUUACAUACAGUGGAGAAAAUACAUUUGGCUAGCAGAUCAUGCAGGGACCUUAUUUCCAUGCUAUAGUUUACAUUUAAUUGAAUAAAUUAAUAAUUGUGGCAUUCUGCCUAAUAUAUGAUAUGAUUCCUCGGAAUGCCUAUACGUGUAUAGUUUCUCCGUACAUAAUUCCAUGUCAAUCUAAAAUGUCGGAACUAUUGCUCAAA
Messenger RNA from Gossypium arboreum, 987 nucleotides. Its product is annotated as autophagy-related protein 8f. Lineage: Eukaryota; Viridiplantae; Streptophyta; Magnoliopsida; Malvales; Malvaceae. Gene Ontology annotation, biological process: cellular response to nitrogen starvation. The coding region runs from base 463 to 816 and encodes 117 amino acids. The record is from RefSeq and is a predicted model, not a curated record. The transcript has 6 exons.